This is a messenger RNA of Cuscuta europaea, 2031 nucleotides long. The record is from the annotation of a GenBank genome assembly. NCBI's taxonomy places the organism in Eukaryota, Viridiplantae, Streptophyta, Magnoliopsida, Solanales, Convolvulaceae.
AACGUUUCCUUUAACCCUGAGAGGGGCGUUACACCUAAGGUGUCUGGGAGGCUAUAGAGCCAAAAGAAGGAGAGGACGUAGACAUAAAAAAGGAAAAAACAUCCAAAGCAUUUCUUCUACAGGUGCUCCCAGAAGAUCUCAUCCUACAAGUUGCAACGAAGAAGACGGCAAAAGAUGUCUGCGACUGUCUUAAAACCAAAUUCAUUGGGGCAUAUCGUGUCAAGACGGCACACCUACAGACACUAAAGAGUGAAUUUGAUGUGAUGCAAAUGAAGGAGGGGGAGACGUUGGACGAGUAUGCUGGAUGAUUGAACGGAAUCUCUACAAGUUUUACAAAUUUGGGAGAAACGCUGGAAGAAUCACAGAUGGUGAAAAUUUAUUCAACAUUGUGCCCGCCGAUUUCCUUCAAGUUAUUGCAGGUAUUGAACAAUUUUGUGACCUUGAGAUCAUGCCUUUUGAGGAGGCAGUUGGGCGUCUAAAAGCAUUUGAGGAGCGGACACGAUUACAUGCACCGACAUGUAAUGGGGACAAUCAACUUCUACUUACCCAAGUUGAAUGGGAGGCACGACAGAAAUCUAAGGGAGAUAAUGGAUUCUCAAACCAUAAAGAAGAAAAUUAUCGUGGAUGGAAUGUUAACCGUGGCCAGGGUGGACGCGGACAAGGUCAUGGAAGGGGUCAUACCAGAAGUGAACAUGGUGGUGUUCGUGAUAAAAGCCACAUCAAAUGUUUCAUUUGCAACAAAAUGGGUCAUUACGCAUCCAAAUGUUGGAGCAGACCGCGGGAAGCAGAAGUAAAUUUGGUGAGUACUCAAGAAGAGGAUCUUGUACUUCUUUUAUCUGCAACAACAACUCCAAAUGAAUGAGAAGGCGAGAGCGAGGACACAUGGUAUUUUGACAACGGCGCAAGUAAUCACAUUUUCGGGGAGCGAAAACACUUUCGUGAUCCAGAUGAAUCGAUCAUUGGGGCUUGUGAAGUUUGGUGAUGGUUAUGGAGUGCAAAUCAAAGGGAAAGGAUCUAUAUUGUUUCAAUUCAAGGGAGGCAAACAACGGCUCCUCACCGAGGUAUAUUAUAUUCCAGCCCUACGCAAUAAUAUCAUAAGUUGUGUACAGCUAGCCGAAGGGGGAAACAAGAUUGUUAUAAAUGGGGACCAUUUGUGGAUGUAUGACUCGUUUGGAACCCUGCUCAUUAAAGUCAAAAGGCUUCCAAAUCGGUUAUGCAAGGCUUUGAUAGCUUCAUGUGAUCCGGUCUGUUUACUCGCAAAUAUCAUAGAUGUGGCUUGGCUGUGGCACGCCCGACUUGGACAUGUUAAUUUUAGCUCUAUUAAAAUGUUAGCUCAGAAGGAGAUGGCAAUUGGAGUUCCACUGAUCAGCAAACCAAACAAAUUAUGCAAAGGAUAUUUAGUUGCGAAAAAAACCCGACAACCCAUUCUAUUACAAACAAACUAUCAUGAAAAGGAGCCUCUUGAAUUACUACACGCUGAUCUUUGUGGCCCAAUUACACCAUCCACUCUGGCCGGUAACAAUUAUUUCAUGCUUAUUGUUGAUGAUUAUUCUAGAUGGACGUGGGUCUUUGUAAUUAGAUUGAAGGAUCAAGUGUUUGGUCUCUUCAAAAAAUUCAAGCAACAAGUGGAGAAUAUGAGCGGGUGUCGGGUGAAGACGUUGAGAACCGACCGGGGUGGCGAAUUUCUAUCCAAUGAAUUCACCAAAUUUUGUGAAGAUGAGGGCAUCCAGAGACAUGUGACAACGCCAUAUACUUGACGUGCACUUUGUCACGGUGCGUCAAAAUAAAUUCAAUACUAGCACUAAUACGUAGUAUAGCGUAGUAGAGUUCGUAUCCACAGGGAAAGGAAUAAUUCUCUUUUUAGUAAAACUAGUAAAUAAGGGGGGUUUUGAGAUUGAGUGAUUUAAUUUAAUUAAAUACGAAGAUGAACGACUUAUAUGAGAUUUAAUUCAAAGAUAAAAAGGACUUGGCAUGGCUACUUUCCACUUGUUGAUAUAUUUUAGUCGAUCAUUGUUAUAUCUAUAACUUAUU